Messenger RNA from Dendrobium catenatum, 868 nucleotides. Its product is annotated as non-symbiotic hemoglobin. The record is from RefSeq and is a predicted model, not a curated record. Gene Ontology annotation, molecular function: heme binding; oxygen binding. The transcript has 4 exons. The annotation marks the transcript as partial. NCBI's taxonomy places the organism in Eukaryota, Viridiplantae, Streptophyta, Magnoliopsida, Asparagales, Orchidaceae.
CUUUAUGUUGUUGUCAGCGGCUCAGACGGGUUGGAAUUGAUAGCCUUCAGUGAAGAAGAAGAAGAACUUGUGUUGAAAUCGUGGAACACAUUGAAGAAGGAUGUAGCUAAGCUUGGCCUCAAGUUCUUCUUCAUGAUAUUUGAGAUUGCACCCUUGGCUGCAAAGCUCUUCUUCUUUUUGUGAGACUCACAGAUUCCACUUGAGAAGAAUCCCAAGCUCAAAGGCCAUGCAAUGUCUGUCUUCAUCAUGACAUGUGAAGAAGCAGCACAACUCAUAACUACUGGCAAGAUUACUGUGAGGGAAACGAUAUUGAAGAAGAUUGGUACCAAACACGUCGUGUAUGGUGUACUUGAUGAACAUUUCAAGUUAUUACCAUGAUGAAAUUUGUUCUGCUGGAGACGAUAAAAGAGUAUGUUCCUCAUAUGUGGAGCAUAGAGAUGAGCAUGGAUUGUAGCUUAAAAUCACUUAGUUGAAGCUAUAAAUGAGGAGAUGAACUCGCUUUCUUGAGAACAUAAUUGGUUUUUGAAUUCUUGCAUAUGGUGUGAAGCCGUAUGCAAGUUUCCUACAUUUUUGCCUUGAAUUAUCUCAGAAUUAUAGAAAUAUUCUGAUAAUUUUGUUUAUUAAAUUAUUAUGUAGGGGUUGCCUGCUUGUACUCCAAGUUGAAGUUCGUUGCAUCCGAAAUGUGUAUUGAUGGAUAUGGAGCUGGAUCCCACACUGCAAAAGUACAAGAUAUUGAUUGGCGUUAGCAUAAUUAUAGAUUGAUGUUGUCAUUUAUUUUUGAUAUAGUUUAUAUGAGGGAAAAAUAAUAAUUUUGUAAUUUUAUAUUUAUUUACAUAAAAGUUAAUAAAAGAUUUUUAUGUUAAUUAGA